GUCAAUUACAACACGUCUGGUUGUGCUGUAGCAGAGGUGCAGGUUGGGUCGGAUCUGCAGUUGAAUAACUCGCCCCCUGCACAUUUUAAGUUUCCUUUUCCUUAGAACUUUUCGUCUAAAAAGAACACGUUUUGCGGAACUUAAAGAAAAAUCACAAGAAGUGGGAGUGCUUGAAUUCAGUCGUGUUUCUGGUAUAUGUAUUCGUUUGUGGACUAACAUCACGUGGCUAUUAAUUAGUCACCAAAAAACGGAAAGGCUUCUUCAACAUGGUCAAAGCCUUUUCCAAGGCACUGCUUUAUUACGUACUUCCUAUUUUUGGUUUUAUCGUGUCGGGUCUGAGUCAAAGUCCUCUAAGGCAGGAUUCGAAUCAUGCAAUUACAGGUUCUGAAAAAUUCAACACAGCAGCUCUCUUUCCUUCGACAGCAGAUCAGCUAAAGAAAUUAAGCCAUAUUCGAAACCCUAGGCAAAUUGAUUCAGGGAAACUUUAUAUGGAUCACAGUGAUAUUUGGGUGGUACAAGGCUUCAAGAAUUUCCGGAGCUGUCCGAAAGCUGCACAACAAUUCAAGGUUUUCCAAAAUGUUGAAAAUUGGUACGCUGUGAUUGCUACCAAUGCGGUGGAAAACAACACAGAAAUUUGCUCAUUUUCUGCGUUAAACGGAUGUGAAAAAUUACUCGAAACGCUUCCGACCCGCCAGGCGUUCGAUUGUGAGGUCGUCCGCACUAAUGACGUCAUUCGUAUAGUCGUUUUGGAGAAAACCCCAGCCAAAUACCCACACAAACGGACUGGAUCUUCAGUUUACACCAUUAACUUCGCCAGUAAUGGGACCAUCAGCGCCAACAGAAGAGAAGCGCUUCGCAGUGAAGAUCCCACUUGCAUCACUACUUGGGAACAGUUUGGAAUUCCACACGUCGCUAUUUGUAACGGCAAGAAUCGGGAUUUUAGAGGAAUUGAAAGCUACUGGGCAAAGUCGUAUAUCUACUGUGCUAGUGGAGGCUAUUUUGAUCGGUGCGGCGAAAUCGAGACACACUUUCCGAAGGCGAUCCGACACUUCCGCAUAUUUUCCAAGCACUAUUUAGCUGUUGCCAAUUACCCUAACGAAACAGUGGCUGAAGAUGUCCCCACUGAAAUUCUUCGAUAUGAUCUUGGCUCAAAAAUGUAUAAACUAUUGCAGCUUUUGCCAACCAAGGGUGCAUCUGAUUUGUGCUUCCUAGACAUUGGUACGGGACUGAAUACCCUCCACUUCCUCGUGGUUGUGAAUAGGCUUGCUUUCGAUUCCACAGGAAAGGCCAAUAACGAUGCCACAUCGCAUGUUUAUAAAUUUAUUGGCGAAAGGUUCGAACCGUUUCAGUCUAUUGCUAUUGACAGUAAAACGACGGGAUGCCUUGCUUUUCAGGAGAACGGUGGAAAAUCGGCUUUAAUAUUUUCCACAUGGUGGGGGGUAGAUGUUUAUCAAUACAAUGGAUGGCGCUUUGUAAGUGUCGUCCAGUAUUCCAGCUUCGCUCUCGGUUCUGGAAUCAACACUCUUGGAACUCUGAAGAUGAAUAAGGAGACUUUUAUAACUGUUGCAAACUCUAAUCCAGCAAAAUCCUACAAUGACAACUUGUUUUCACUAAAAUUCUCUCAUCAAUUAAACGCCACCCUAUCUACCGUUUACUCAAAGGGCAUGUCAACAUGUCAUCAACUGAGAUCUGAACUUGAAGUUGAUCCCUUGAGGCUCAUAACAGAAUUGUAUCCACGUGCCGUUAAGAAGAAUGACACUGUUAUCCAGUUGGGCAAGGUCGAUUUCAGUUCUUUGAAAGCUGGUCACGUCUGGACUAACCAGAUGGUACUGAAAUCAAAUAUGUUGAGAUUGGGAGCUACUCAAGUGAUCCAGCUGAAAAGACUUAGUAAUAAAAUGGAACAGCUAGGCGUAAAACUUCAGGCAUUGGCGAAGCGCUUUAAACAAGCCAUGCGAACAAACGGCGAUUAUGUCAUUCAUGGAAACGUUCAUUUCAAAUCCCUCGUAAGCACAUGUCGAGGCUCGGAUAAACUAUCUGAAGGAUGUGUUUUUGAAAAUGUUACCGCAAAAACCAUCAACUCCGUUGAUAUCGCGGAUACCUACCAUCAGGCCGUCAUAGACUCCGACAAGCCAAUUUCUUCUCUCAAAACAAAGCGUCUCGAAAUUCGCAAUGGACACCCAACAGUUUCCUUAUCCGGCCGUGAAAUCAAAGAAUACAUCACAGUGGACGAGGAUCUUAAUUUCCCAGACAAAAUUAGAAUUGAAGGAAAUUUGCUUGUGAAUGGCCAUCUCGGCGUCAAAGGACUGGUUGACGAACGCGAGAUUUCACCUAAUUCUUUACUUUUACGGCAAGGCAUUCAACAUCUUAACUGGACGCUGAAGACUACCGAUGUUCAUCUUAAAAAUCUGAAGGCCCAUUCUAUUAACGGAAGAAAUAUUAGUCAUUUAUACCAAAACGCCAUUUCAAACAGGGAAUUUCACUUUGCUUCAGCCAAAAUUCUUCUCGUCACUUUCCGUUUCCAAGCUUAAUCUAAAUGGAAUAAUCAAUCAAAUCAACCUCACAACUUUGGAAAGUAAUUCAAUGAAAUUAGCUGGAGAUCAAGUUGUCACAGGCAUCCACGGAUACCUUAAUGCUCACCUUGGGCGAGCCGUUCUGAAUGGUUCGUUAAAUGGAAAACAGUUUCCGGCAGAUUUCGUUUCUGUUGGCAAAAACGAUCAACUGAAAUUUAAAAAGUUGCAACUCACUCAAGACGC
This is a messenger RNA of Daphnia pulex (common water flea), 2753 nucleotides long. RefSeq lists its product as uncharacterized. The transcript has 13 exons. Gene Ontology annotation, biological process: signal transduction. Lineage: Eukaryota; Metazoa; Arthropoda; Branchiopoda; Diplostraca; Daphniidae. The record is from RefSeq and is a predicted model, not a curated record. Bases 267 to 2528 code for a protein of 753 amino acids.